Molecule: messenger RNA, 2124 nt
Organism: Calliphora vicina (urban bluebottle blowfly)
Lineage: Eukaryota; Metazoa; Arthropoda; Insecta; Diptera; Calliphoridae
Gene: Sol1
Product: Sol1
Exons: 12
Coding region: 1-2124 (707 amino acids)
Cellular component (GO): plasma membrane
Source: RefSeq, a predicted model, not a curated record
AUGGGCGUGGCACCACCCAUACCAAUUGUGGCCAAUAAAACCAAAAGUUUAUUUUUGGAAUGUUCCUGUUUACAUGCCCAAGAUCACAAUGGUACCUCAACGUCACCCUCGACGGUGGCCUUAAAUGCCUCAACGGUUCGUCAUGCUAAAAAUGAUUGUUUCGUCAUUUUUAUUACCGGUUCGAAUGAGGAAAUCGUGUCAGUGCGCUUUAAACAUUUACAAUUAAGACCCAACUGUUUAGAUUAUAUUGAGAUUUUUCCAUAUUUACGUGAACCAGUUGUUGAAAAUACCACACUACCAGAAUAUAUAUUUUGUAAUCAAACACACACAUCUGCAAUAGUGUCGCCACAAAGUGGCAGCAGCAGCAACAACAACAACACUAACAUCUAUAAUAAAAAUGUGUCCAGUCCAUUUACCAUGUCUAAUAUUGGCUCGUAUGCCAAUAUAUCUUCCACAGCCACUACCACAACCAUCAUGCAUAUAGAUGAUUUACCGCCACAUGAAUUUAUUUAUAGUUCGGGUAAAAUCUUUGCCAUACGCUUGCGUUUCGCUAAACCUCUGCCGCCAAAAAUCGAUAAUUGGUAUUUGAAUGUUAGUGCGGAAUAUCGAUUUUUAAAAAAGGACAAUUUCAAAAAUGAUGGUCGUUUAAUACCCGGCACCUAUUGUGAUUAUUAUUUCUUUGCUAAUCCUGAAGUGCCUCCUCCCGCUUUAGAAAUAUGGAAAUAUUUUCAUUCUCCUCGUUUUCCGGCCAAAUAUCCGGGCCAUAUUAAAUGUUCUUAUAAAUUUAUUGGCAGACCUGAAACUCGUGUUGAAGUUAUAUUUGAAGAAUUACGCAUACCCAAAAAAGGAACAAGUUGCAAUUUAGAUAAACUCACCAUCUUUGAUGCUGAAUCGGCGAAUAUGAAUGCUGUCAUUGAUGUUUUAUGCGGCAUGGUUACUAAUUCACGUCAUAUUCUCAGCACUGGUCCGGAUUUACUAAUUGAGUUCAAUGCCAGUUCUAAUGUAACAUCUAAAGGUUUUAGAGGCAAAUUUAAAUUUAUUCAAAAUGAUAUGUUGAAUAGUAUAGCAACAGAUUCACCCAUUGUUGUUGGAGAAAUUCAUACAUCCCUAAAAAAACAAAGUAACAAUAUUUUGUCAUUUAAUGUUAUGGAAAAUACAAAAGUUUCGAAAGGAUUUAAAGAGGGAAAUUGUAAAGAAAUUUAUGAUUCGCGUUGGAACAAAUCAGGGGUUUUUGAAUCGAAUCAGCUGUUUUCGACAAAUGUCAGAUUGGCCAAUGUAAACAAUCUUGUGCCAUUGCACAACACAGGGCGUAUCGAAUGUGUUUAUGAAUUUUAUGCCAGCGGUGACGAACGUGUUCAAAUUAAGUUUCUCGACUUCAAUAUUCCUACCGAACAUAAAAAUUCCUCGGAAUGUAAACCAAAUGAUUCAUUUCAAUUAUUGACACAAGUUAAAGGAAAAUAUGAAGCUGUCGACUUUUAUUGUGGGGCUUUUCUGCCCAAGCCGAUAAUGUCGAAGGGACCGAAACUAAUGCUGCAAUUUAUUGGUAAAUAUCCUAGUAAUCAACAGAAAGGCGCCUAUUAUGGUUUCAAAGCUGAAUACAAAUUUUUGACAAAUUAUGGUAUAACAACUGGUUAUCAAUUGGGCCACAAUUGCAGUUUCGUUUACAAUAGUACCACAAAGAAAACUGGAUUUUUUACUUCUCCAAAUUUUCCAGGACUUUAUCCGCAAAACAUUGCGUGUCAUUAUUUUUUCUAUGGCGAAUUUGAGGAAAAAGUAAAGAUUAAUUUUAGUUUUUUUGAUGUGGAGGGAAUAGACAGUUGCGGUUAUCAAUCAGCUAGCGAUUAUGUGGAAUUUUCAAAUUUUAUUAGUACGGAUCGUAAAUUUCCCAAAUAUUGUGGUAGACGCGAUAAAUUUGAAAUUCGUUCGGAUGAUCGUUUUUUUAGAGUAUCGUUCUAUUCAAAUGAUCGUUUCGAUCGUAAUGGUUUUCGAGCUUAUUAUGUGUUUGAAGGUAAAUCAACGCCAUCUGAAAAUACAUCAGUACAAAGCUAUACAUCAGUAUUGUCUCAUGGAGCCCAUCAUAAAAUUCAUAAACAUUUUUACGGUCUCUUCAAAUCGACUAUUUAA